AUGAUCCAUGGAGGAAACAUUCCUGUGAAGUUUUGGGCUGAAGCAAUCAACACCGCAUGCUACAUCAUCAACCGUGUCUACAUGAGAAAGGCUUUACUCAAAACACCUUAUGAGUUGUGGAAAGGAAAGACACCUAACUUAAGUUACUUUCGUGUCUUUGGAUGCAGGCAACAGUUCAGCUUUCAGAGUCUUCAAUCUUCGGUCCAAGAUGAUUAUGGAGUCGGUCAAUGUGUAUUUGAUGAUCGAUCAAUUCGCAUGGGAGACUUCCAAUGUAUUAUGAUCCAGAACCCAGGCGAGCUGAAGUACAUGAAGAGGACAAUCCAGACAAGCCUGAGGAUGAAGAGAAGGUUGAAGAAAGCUGAAGUACAUGAAGAGGAUUCCAAUCCAGACAAGCCUGAGGAUGACGAGAAGGUUGAACAAGUGCCUGACACGGUGGUUGCCGUAGAACACCCAGUGACACAAGUUCACAGAAAUCACUCAUCAAGUGAUCUGAUUGGAGACAUCAUGAGACGAAAGACGAGAGGAAUCAAGCUGAACUACAAGCAGAUGGUCAGCAUGGCAAUUAUUCAAUUUGAAUGCUUUGUCUCAACCAUAGAGCCACGAAUCACCUUGAAGCACUGA
Molecule: messenger RNA, 621 nt
Organism: Microthlaspi erraticum
Lineage: Eukaryota; Viridiplantae; Streptophyta; Magnoliopsida; Brassicales; Brassicaceae
Source: the annotation of a GenBank genome assembly